Molecule: messenger RNA, 1284 nt
Organism: Nerophis lumbriciformis (worm pipefish)
Lineage: Eukaryota; Metazoa; Chordata; Actinopteri; Syngnathiformes; Syngnathidae
Source: RefSeq, a predicted model, not a curated record
AUGAAAAUCGAUACUCUCUGCCUUCACGGAGGUCAACAACCUGACCCCACGACAAACUCGCGCGCCGUCCCCGUUUACCGCACCGCCUCAUACGUAUUCAACGACACCGAACACGCAGCCAACCUCUUUGCCCUCAAAGAAUUGGGAAACAUCUACACCCGCUUGAUGAAUCCCACCACCGAUGUGCUCGAAAAAAGAGUCGCUCUCCUCGAAGGCGCACACGAAAUGGCAGGUCUCGGUCAUUCCUCUGGCACCGCCGCCAUCUUUAACGCCAUCAUCAACCUCGCCUCUGUGGGAGACAACAUCGUCUCCGCGCGCAACCUUUACGGCGGCACCUACACACAGUUCAACGACAUCCUGCCUGCUCUCGGCAUCGAAGUCCGCCUCAUCGACCCCAACGAUCCUGAAAACUUCGCAGCUGCCAUCGACGAUAAAACCCGUGCCUUAUUUUGCGAAACUGUUUCCAAUCCAACCCUCGAAGUCACCGACCUCAACGCCGUAGGUGACAUCGCAUCAGCUCACGGCAUUCCCCUCAUCGUCGACUCCACCUUUUCCACACCCUACCUCACCAAGCCCUUAGACCACGGCGCCGACAUUGUCGUCCACUCACUCACAAAAUGGUUCGGAGGUCACGGCACUGGCAUUGGCGGCAUCGUAGUAGAUUCUGGCCGCUUCAACUGGGCGGGCGGAAACCACCCCCUCUUUGAUAAUCCAGACAGCUCUUACCACGGCCUCCGCUGGGGACACGACCUCCCCGACAUGCUCGCCCCCCUCGCCUACAUUCUCCGCAUGCGCACCGUGCCCCUCAGAAACCUCGGUGCCUGUAUCGCGCCAGACAACUCAUGGUUCCUCCUCCAAGGGAUCGAAACCCUGCCCUUACGCAUGGAGCGCCAUUGUCAAAACGCCCUCGCUGUCGCCCUCCAUCUCAAAAAUCACCCCGUAGUCGAUUGGGUCCGCUUCCCCGGGCUCACCGAUGAUCCCCAAUACGAGAAAAACCAAAAAUAUCUCCGAGGAAAAGGAGGGAGCGUGGUCGUCUUCGGAAUCAAAGGAGGUGCCUCUGCAGGCGCCACUUUUAUCGAAUCACUCAAGCUCCACUCCCAUCUCGCAAACGUCGGUGACGCCAAAUCUCUCGCCAUCCAUCCUGCCUCCACUACCCAUUCACAGCUCACCGAGGAACAACAAGCCGCUGGCGGCAUAACCCCAGAGCUCAUUCGCCUCUCAGUCGGCAUCGAACAUAUCGACGACAUCCUCGAAGACCUCGAUCAAGCACUCGCGAGUUCAUAA